This is a messenger RNA of Merops nubicus (carmine bee-eater), 1641 nucleotides long. Its product is annotated as 5-beta-cholestane-3-alpha,7-alpha-diol 12-alpha-hydroxylase-like. The record is from RefSeq and is a predicted model, not a curated record. NCBI's taxonomy places the organism in Eukaryota, Metazoa, Chordata, Aves, Coraciiformes, Meropidae. Gene Ontology annotation, molecular function: iron ion binding; sterol 12-alpha-hydroxylase activity; heme binding.
AUGGGGACAGAGGCUGCCGGCUCUGCAUCUGCAUAUCAGCCUCUGGAUGGGAAUAAAAAGCACGUUCCUGCCCCAGCCUAGCUUAGCCCCAGGUCCCACAGAGCUCUCAUGGCUCUCGGGGUGGUUCUCCUCUGUACCUUGGUAGCAUCCCUGCUCGGUGGGCUCUACCUCCUGGGCGCCUUCCGGAGACGCAGACCCGACGAGCCACCUCUGGACAAAGGUGCCAUUCCCUGGCUGGGUUAUGCUCUGGAGUUCAGAAAGGACAGCUCAGCGUUCCUGGAAAGGAUGCAGGGAAAACACGGGGAUGUUUUCACCGUGCUGCUCGGAGGCUACUACUUCACCUUCGUGCUGGACCCCUUCUGCUUCGGAGCCAUCGUGAAGGAGUCGCGAUCUAAACUGGACUUCAAGACUUUUGCAGUUAAGCUGGUGCUGAAUGUUUUUGGCUACAAGCCCAUCGAAGCCAACCAUAGCAUCGUCCAUGAGGCGAGCGUGAAGCACCUGAUGGGGGAUGGACUCACUGUCAUGACACAAGCCACCAUGGAGAACUUUCGGAAGCUGAUGUUCUUCAAUCUGAGCUCAAGAGAGGAGAAACGAGGGUGGCAAGAGGAUGGCCUCUUCCACUACUGCUACAACAUUGUCUUCAGAGCUGGGUACCUGGCUCUGUACGGCACCGAGCCACAUCGUGGGGCAGAGGAUGAGGAGAAAGCUGACGAGCAGGAUCGCAUCCACUCCAACCAGCUGUUCCACGAGUUUCGGAAGUACGACCGCCUCUUCCCUCGGCUAGCCUGUGCUUUGUUGCCUCCAAAGGACAAAAUGGAAGCUGAACGGCUGAAGAAGCUCUUCUGGAGGAUGCUGUCUGUGAAGAAGAGCUGGCAGAAGGACAACGUCAGUGGGUGGUUAAGUGAUCAAGACAAGCUGCUGGCUGAAAACGGCGUCCCCGAGUACAUGAGGGAUCGUUUCAUGUUUAUGCUCCUCUGGGCAUCCCAAGGCAAUACGGGUCCAACUGCCUUCUGGCUCCUCUUGUAUCUAAUGAAACAUCCAGAAGCCAUGAAGGCUGUGAAGGAUGAGGUAGACAAAGUCUUAAGGGAGAACGGCAAGGAAGCAAAGCCAGGGAGCCCCCCCGUUAACAUCACCAGGGAGAUGUUAAACCAGACUCCUCUCCUGGACAGCGCUCUGGAGGAGACCCUGCGGCUGGUCGCAGCCCCCAUGCUGGUCAGAGCUGUCCUCCAGGACUUCAGCCUGAAGACGAGCAGCGGGGCAGAGUACACCCUCCGCAGAGGAGACAGGGUGGCUCUCUUCCCACACCUCUCAGUGCAGAUGAACCCAGAAAUUCACCCCGAGCCUCACCGAUUCAAGUACGACCGCUUCCUAAACCCCGACGGCACCAAGAAAGGCUUCUACAAAAACGGCAAGAAGCUGAAAUACAUCAACAUGCCUUGGGGGGCUGGAGUAUCCACCUGUCCCGGGAGGUUCUUUGCCACCGUUGAAAUGAAAUUGUUUGUGUUCUUGAUGCUGAGUCACUACGACCUGGAGCUGGUGGAUGGGGGAGAGGAGAUCCCGGCGGUCGACGUCAGCCGCUGGGGCUUCGGGACCAUGCAGCCCGUCCGGGACGUGCGGUUCAGAUACCGGCUACGCCUGUAG